Messenger RNA from Penicillium pulvis, 390 nucleotides. RefSeq lists its product as uncharacterized. The record is from RefSeq and is a predicted model, not a curated record. The transcript has 2 exons. Bases 1 to 390 code for a protein of 129 amino acids. Lineage: Eukaryota; Fungi; Ascomycota; Eurotiomycetes; Eurotiales; Aspergillaceae.
AUGCACAUCCAAAGUCUCAUUGGUGUCUGCCUGGUUGCCCUAGCCAGCACCGCGGCCGCUAUGCCCCGGCUCGCAGGUCCCUACACUGGCCACCGUCUCGCAGUCCCCAUCCCUACCAAUUCCACGAGCGCACACAAUGCGACCACAACGGGAACUCGUGGCAGAGUACCUUUGGCGACUGGAUUAUCGACCCCGAGAAACCAUACCGCCAGCCGUAUCGCGCACGGGAUGAACUCAGUUGACAAGCCCACUAAAGGUAGCAACCACUGCAAUGAGCUGUGUUCCUUGGAAGCCCAGACUUGCACUAUUGCUACACCUGAAGACGACAAGUACUGUUGGCAAGUUUACACACGUUGCAUGGGCAAGUGUCGGCCGGAUAACUUCCAGUAG